Suillus bovinus is the source of this 1923-nucleotide messenger RNA. Its product is annotated as terpenoid cyclases/protein prenyltransferase alpha-alpha toroid. Bases 254 to 1708 code for a protein of 484 amino acids. The record is from RefSeq and is a predicted model, not a curated record. Gene Ontology annotation, molecular function: protein farnesyltransferase activity. The transcript has 8 exons. NCBI's taxonomy places the organism in Eukaryota, Fungi, Basidiomycota, Agaricomycetes, Boletales, Suillaceae. Gene Ontology annotation, cellular component: protein farnesyltransferase complex. Gene Ontology annotation, biological process: protein farnesylation.
GUGCUGUGAGGUUACGGUUACUACAUGUUGUAUAAAAUAAAAAGGAUAUACUAGAGAUAGACGCACGUAGUAGAUGUUUCUUCACGUUUCAUGAUGAUGGUCACGAUCAGUUGCUCGGUUACUGUAGGGUUUGAGUUCAAGUAUGUUUAAGUCGGGUUUGACUUUUGUUAUUGUCUGAAUCCUUUCGAGUCGAUGCUGCACAAGCAGCCACUAUAAUAGUCGCUACAUCUAACCAUCAUCUACCAGUGCAAUAAUGUCGCAGCCGCGAAGGUCACCUCAUGAUUCGUACGAAACUGAGACAACAGAUCACCAAACAGAAACAGAAACCAUACUGCUCAAGCACCUCCCACUCAACCCAGACUCGCCCUCCCCGUUGCAGAGAGACGCACAUCUACAGUUCUUAAUCCGAAAUCUAAUCCAAGGCUUUCCAUCCCGCUACAUCAGUCAAGACGCAAGCCAACCAUGGCUGCUCUACUGGACGCUCCAAAGCUUCAGCAUCAUGGGCGUAGCGCUAGAUCCAGACAAUAAACAAAAGGCCAUCGACACUAUUAUGGCAUUGCAGCAUCCAGAGGGCGGUUUUGGAGGUGGGCCGGGGCAGGCUGCGCAUUUACUACCGACUUAUGCGGCAGUUUGUGCGUUGGCGAUCGUUGGAAGGCCUGGCCCGGGAGGAGGAUGGGAUCAAAUCGACCGGGAGAAGAUGUACAAGUUUUUCUUGUCCGUCAAGCAACCAGAUGGGGCAUUCCUUGUAGCGCACCAUGCAGAAGUGGAUGUUCGCGGUACAUAUUGCCUCCUCGUGACGGCGCAUUUACUGAACAUGCUGACGCCGGAACUUUUGGAGGGCAUCCCUGGGUUCAUUAUGUCAUGCCAGACCUAUGAAGGAGGCUUCUCAUGCGCGUCCCAGCCAUAUUUCUCUCCUGAGCCAGACGGUCCUCCGACGCUACUUGAUUCUCCGCGUCCGCCUCUCGGGGAGGCUCAUGGGGGGUACACUUUCUGCUCUCUAGCCUCAUGGGUCAUGCUUCAACCGUACCUUGCUCUGCAAAAGCCUUCGCUCCAGCGGUCAUCUCUGAAUUUCAAGACGCUGCUGCGAUGGCUGGUGCAGAUGCAAGGCUCGGAGACCGAGCUUGGUGGUUUCAGAGGCCGUACUAAUAAGCUUGUGGAUGGGUGUUAUUCUUGGUGGGUCGGGGGCUGCUUUGCAUUGUUAUCUUCGCUAGGCAUCGUUGGUGCGCAUGGCCGUGAUGAUGGUCAUGAAUCUUCUCGUGCGAAUGAAGAGGACGAAAGUUGGGAUGAUAUUGAUGAUUCUGUAUGGGAUCGUGCUGCCCUACAGCGCUACAUCCUAUGUGCUGGGCAACACCCAGCAGGAGGGUUGCGUGAUAAACCUCCAAAGCCCGCAGAUUCAUACCAUACGCUGUAUUGUCUAGCAGGAUUAUCGUCGGCUCAGCACAAUGUUUUCCUGUCAUCUACUCGGCGGGAUGCUAUCGUUCGGAAUUGGAAAACUCCGGCUGAAUCGAUGCACGAGCAACUUCGUCAAGCGUGUUUCUUGCACUCUCUUUCUUGGACAGAGGAAGAGGGCGCAUCUCGUAUACUCGGAGCGCAAAAUAACCGGAUGAAUGCCACGCAUCCGGUAUUCAAUCUGACGAUGACACACACGGAGAAUAUUAUGGUGCAUUUCUAUAAACAAACGGUUCCUUCACGGCCUAGGAAAACGUGAUAGGCAGAGGACUGUGUAUCUUCAGGGAACGAGUCAUAUAUAUACGAACUGUAUCUGAAACUUUAAAGUCAAAGUGAAUGUGCCAGCGACAUACACGGGAGCAUAUUCGGAACAUUUGCCAGUCACCGAUGAGUCUUCCGGGUCUGAAUUGAUCCCCGGCGAACACGGGAUGACUAGCCCUGAGGACAGGCUGUGGUAUAUAAAGAAAGAACGUG